Molecule: messenger RNA, 762 nt
Organism: Homalodisca vitripennis (glassy-winged sharpshooter)
Lineage: Eukaryota; Metazoa; Arthropoda; Insecta; Hemiptera; Cicadellidae
Product: extensin-like
Exons: 2
Coding region: 1-762 (253 amino acids)
Source: RefSeq, a predicted model, not a curated record
AUGAGGGAGUCGGUAGUGGGCGUGGUGUUGAGGUAUGUGGAGGCGGGGUGUAGAUUGGGAUGGGGUAGGGUUGUUGGGGGCAUGCGUGGGGGAUGGCAGGGCCGGGUGAUGGGGGGAAGGGCUGUCGGGACUAUAUCCAAUACAGAAGCUACAAAAAAACGAUUAACCCAACCAAUCUCACCAACCCACCCAAAUCCCUCCCUCACACCAAUACUCCGUCUCCCCCUGCAACCCCACCCGCCAACUACCCAAUCCAUUGCUCCUCCAAUCCGACCACCCUCCCCCAACCCCCACUUUUUGACAACCCUACCACCCACAGCCACCAGCCCUUCACGCCACGCCACUUCACCCUCCGACCCGAGCCGCCCCACAGCCACUCGCACCCCCUUCACACUGCUCCCCGCCGGUCACCCAUUCCCUACACCCACAUACUGUCCACCUCCCACUCCCUACACCCGUACCCUCCAUCCCCACCAGCCCACAACUAAAUCACUCCCAAUCCACUCAACGCGCAACACCCAACACGCCAACCCGACGUACCCUCCCUCCACACCCACCCCGGCCCCUCGCCACCCACACCACCCCCAUCCCCGAACCCCCCAUCUCACCCCCCCACCCCCGGGCCACAUCGCAUCCCCCCGAGGUCAACCACUACGCGACGCACUCUCCCUCCCCGUCCUACCCCCACCCCCACCGCUCCACCGCCCCCCCUACCCAAACAAUACUACCCCACCCCCCACUCCUUCCUCCCACUCCCACUGA